This is a messenger RNA of Brachypodium distachyon (stiff brome), 3451 nucleotides long. RefSeq names its product WD repeat-containing protein 44. The record is from RefSeq and is a predicted model, not a curated record. The transcript has 7 exons. NCBI's taxonomy places the organism in Eukaryota, Viridiplantae, Streptophyta, Magnoliopsida, Poales, Poaceae. Gene Ontology annotation, molecular function: protein binding. The coding region runs from base 592 to 2850 and encodes 752 amino acids.
CGAAUUCCGGGCGUUUUUACGUCAUUUUUACCUCCUCCGGUGGCGUUUACCCGACCCGAUCGAUCCACUGUUCCGGACGGAUCCCAGAGAUCAAGGUCCCUCCUUCAUCCGUCGCUCUCUUUGUUUGGCUCUCGCCUCCUCUUUCUUCUUCUUCUUCUUCUUCUUCUCCUCGGAGCCGGGCGGGGCUGCUUUGCCUUUCAUUACUACACUCAUUUGCUUUCUUUUGGCUCUCUCCGCCCGCUCCCCGGUGGUCGCAGGAUUCUUGGUUCGUUGGUUGGUUGCCUGGUUCCCUUCCUUCCUUCUCCCAAAUCCCAACCCAGAGAGAUAGUACGAGUACAUCAUCCCAAUCCAUCCCAUCCCCAACCCCUGACGCCAGCGGCAGUGGGCGCGCCAUAAAGGACGGGGCGAGGAGAAAAAGGGGCCGCGGCUGCUGCUGCGGAGUUUCCCGAGAUCCGAGAAGCGGCGGCGGCCGAGCGCGAGAUCCGGUCCUCCUCGCCUCGGCUUGCCGGAUUCGCCGCCGUGCGGGGUCGGUGCUGGCGGGCUCCGCCGAGGGGGCUCCGGUGGUGCGGUGAGAGCAGCGUGUGUGUGCCCAUGGCGCGGGAGGAGGAGGAGGGGGACGAGUUCUUCGACUCAAGGGAGGUCAUGUCGCCGGCGUCGGUCUUCUCCUCGCCGGGGAGCUCCGGGCGGCACGACGAGGGUGCCGACGACUGCGGCGGCGGGGACCUGCUCGAGGUCUGGGUCUCGGGGCCCUGCAGCAGCGUCCACGAGCGCCGCCAGCGGUUCAUCCGGUCCUUGGGGCUCCUGGAUCCCGGCGCCCGGCCUGACGAGAUGCCGUGCUCGAGGACAUCUGCCGCCGUCGACGACGAGGAGGGGAUCGUUCUCGGCAGCCCCGCCGCCGAGCUGGUCUCUGCUGCUGCUGUCGCUGGCUCCGCUGACAGGGACGAGGAGCCGGGUGUGCCGGCGGACGACCCCGCGGGGGAGGUGUUGGAGUGCGUCUUCAAGAACCUGGACGAUGGCACAGUGUUUGUCGUCGACGAGGUGGGUCAGGACGGGAGCUUCCGGAGCCUGAGGGAGAGGCGGUCCAACCGGACGGUUACCGCGGCGGAAUUCGAGAGGAUCUCUGGUUCGUCCCCGUUCAUACGUGAGCUGAUGCGGCGGGUGGAGGAUUCAGAUGAGUCCUCCAGCCCGGAGAAGUCUGCGGUGAGGGGGAAGAGGCGGAGGAGGAGGUUCGGAUGGCUGCGGAGGCUGGGCAUCGGUGCCUGCGUUGUUGACAUGGAGGACGACGAUGAGGCGAACUCGACGUCUUCCAGUUCUAGCCGGAGCUGCUCUGGGAAGUCUGGGAAGGUUGACAGGGUCAAGGUGAGGCCUUACAAGAAGCGGUCAAAGGAAUUGUCUGCGGUAUACAGGGGGCAAGAGAUCAAGGCACACAAAGGCGCAAUCGUGGCCAUGAAGUUUAGCUAUGACGGACAGUAUUUGGCCACCGGAGGUGAGGAUGGGGCGGUGAGGGUGUGGCGGGUGGUGGAAGGUGAGAGGCCUGAUGGACUCGACUUUGCCGAGGACGAUCCGUCGUGUGUUUUCUUCACAGUGAAUGAGAACUCUGAACUUGCUCCUGUCAACUCCAGUGAAGGAACUAAGAGCAAACAGAACAAGAGUUCAAAGGGGACUGCGGAUCCGGCCUGUGUUGUGAUCCCUCACAGAACCUUUGGGAUAUCUCAAGUGCCUGUCCAUGAAUUCUAUGGGCACGACGAUGUCAUCUUGGAUCUUUCAUGGUCGAAAAAUGGGGACUUGCUUUCUGCCUCUAUGGAUAAAACUGUCCGAUUGUGGCAGGUUGGGUGCAAUAGUUGUCUGAAGGUUUUUUCCCACAAUAACUAUGUGACCUGCGUUCAGUUUCAGCCUACUAGUGACAAUUAUUUUAUCAGUGGUUCUAUCGAUGGAAUGGUCCGUAUUUGGGAUGUUCGUAGAAGAUUAGUUGUAGAUUGGGCUAAUACCAAAGAGAUAGUAACUGCAGUUUGUUACCGGCCUGAUGGAAAGGGUGCAGUGGUUGGGACCAUAACAGGAAAUUGCCGCUACUAUGACACAUCAGAAAAUCAUCUAGAGCUGGAAUCUCAAGUCUCUCUGAAUGGCAGAAAGAAGUCUCCACUGAAAAGAAUAAUUGGUUUCCAGUACUGCCCAUCUGAUCCCAAAAAAUUGAUGGUAACAUCUGGUGACUCACAAGUUCGCAUUCUUGAUGGUGUUCAUGUAAUUUCCAACUACAAAGGAUUACGAAGUUCAAGCCAAGGUUCUGCAUCAUUUACCCCUGAUGGAGAUCACAUUAUCUCUGCUAGUGAUGACUCCAGUAUCUAUAUGUGGAAUUAUGCAAACCAAAUUAACCCAAUCACGAACCGUGUGAAGACUGUAUGGUCAUACGAGCGCUUUUUCUGCAACGAUGUCUCCAUUGCAACACCGUGGAAUGCCUUGCGAUCAAGGAAUUCUAUUUCUCUGGCCUGCAACAUCCCUUCUUCAAGGCAAGAGGUCCCGGACGAUUUCCACAACAUACAGGACAGCACAUCACGAUACCCUGCCGAAGAUUCCCUUGACAGUGAUAACCUGUAUCAUUUACCAUCUGGCAACUUCACUCUCAGCAAUGCAUUCUUUGCGGAGUCUGCUCCAAGGGGAUCAGCUACAUGGCCAGAGGAGCAGUUGCCAUCCAAUUCAGCAACAACGUCUACGUUGCGUAAAUCUCAGUACAAGUUCCUGAAGGCUUCUUGCCAGAACGCUGCUACUCAUGCCUGGGGCCAGGUCAUAGUCACUGGAAGUUGGGAUGGCCGCAUCAGGUCAUUCCAGAACUAUGGCUUGCCAGUGCAAGUUUGACAUGGCACAUGACAUGCAUCUUUUCACCAAUUGCUUCAUCAGUGGGUAUCCUGGGAAGUAGAAACGGCACCUCACAAAUCCAUGACAAGAAGCUUUGAUACCUUGAGAAGCCUGGUUGGCUCAAGUUGACGCUCCCCAAGAUACAUUAUUACAGUACCAAGUGUCACAUGGUUGGUUCUUGUGCUAACUUGCUCGUGGACCAUAAGUUGUAUGUAGCCCGGUGGUCCUCCAAGAUCUCGCCAGCGUCGACGCGAUGUAGCAGGGCCCAGGCAAGACGGAACGCCUCACAGAAUUAUGCAAUGCAUGUGGGGUCUGGGCACCUACACCUAGAUGUUGUUUCUUUCCUUUGUUUCGGCUCCUUUUGCGAGCCCGACGUAAAUAUAUAGAGAGGAUGAACAUAUAUGUCUUUUUUUGCCAAGUUGAACUUCCCUUGCCCCGAUCGGAUCUGAUGUUCGGCGACGACAGGGGGUGAGCGGGGAGGUAGACUAGAACUUACUGUUGGAUAGGAGGGAUUCAGUUUGGUGUGCACACUGGAUUCAUUUCAUUUGUUCAGCACUCGUAGCCUGCCCUCGUUUCAUCAUUCACUUCAUUCAUUCAUACA